AUGUUCGAUACUGUGGAAAAAUUGGAUUCUAUUCAAUCAAAUGUAAAUUUAAUUAGUUUACUAUACGAAAAGAAAAAAAAGAACAGCUUCACAUGUGCAUACUCUUUAGAUAAUAUAGAAGCAUUGGAGUAUUUCCUAUCAAUGAAUGUAGCAACAUUUUUACCAAACUACACAAAUAAUAAAAAAAGUUUUUCAAUAUCAUCAAUUAAAUCAUUAGAAUUACUAUUAAAAUAUCGAGUAAAUAUCAUAGAACCAUAUAAUAUCAAUAUCAAUAAUAACAAUAACAAUAAUAACAUAACAGCAGCUUCAUCAUCAUCACCAUCAUCAUUCAGUUUAAACAAUAAUAAUUAUUACUAUUAA
Messenger RNA from Dictyostelium purpureum, 360 nucleotides. RefSeq lists its product as uncharacterized. The transcript has 2 exons. Bases 1 to 360 code for a protein of 119 amino acids. NCBI's taxonomy places the organism in Eukaryota, Evosea, Eumycetozoa, Dictyosteliales, Dictyosteliaceae. The record is from RefSeq and is a predicted model, not a curated record.